AUGGGGACGGGCAACAGCACAGCAGACUUGGGCCAGGUUGCCUUCACCCUGGUGGGCAUCCCAGGACUGGAAGCUGCCCAUGUCUGGAUCGGCAUCCCACUCUGCUUCAUGUACAUUAUCACCUUACUGGGUAACGCCACCAUUCUCUUUAUCAUCAAGACCGAGCCAGCCCUCCACAAGCCCAUGUAUCUCUUCCUCUCCAUGCUGGCCCUGAAUGACCUGAUCAUCAGCACUUCCACCCUCCCCAAGAUGCUGAACAUCAUGUGGCAGGGUGGCAGGGAGAUUGCCUUUGACGCCUGCCUGGUGCAGAUGUAUUUCAUCCAUGCCUUCUCCAUUGUGGAGUCGGCCAUCCUGUUGGCCAUGGCCAUUGACCGCUAUGUGGCCAUCUGCCACCCUCUGCAUUAUGCUGCCAUCCUCAGCAACCCGGUGGUGGCCAAGAUGGGGCUGGCGGCAGCUGCCCGGGGUGUGGUCUUGGUGGUCCCCUGCCCUGUGCUCAUCAAAAGGCUGGCCUACUGCUCCCGGAGGGUCAUCCAGCACACCUACUGCGAGCACAUGGCCGUGGUGAAGCUGGCCUGUGCCGACACGACCGUCAACUGGACGUACGGGAUCUGCGUGGCUCUCUUGGUCGUGGUGCUUGACCUGGGGCUCAUUGUCACCUCUUACAUGCUGAUCCUCCGAGCAGUCUUCCGGCUGUCAUCACGGGAAGCACGAGCCAAGGCCCUGGGGACCUGUGCUGCCCACACCUGCACCAUCCUGGUGUCCUACGUGCCUGCCCUCUUCACUUUCCUGACCCACAGAAUUGGCAGAAACGUGCCCCCCUAUAUCCACAUCCUGCUGGCCAGCCUGUACCUUCUGUUGCCACCCAUGGUGAACCCACUUGUGUAUGGGGUGAAGACACAGCAGAUCCGCCAGCGGGUGCUCAGCCUUUUCAGCCAGGGGGGAAAGGUGCUGGGAGAACAUUAG
Molecule: messenger RNA, 963 nt
Organism: Hemicordylus capensis (graceful crag lizard)
Lineage: Eukaryota; Metazoa; Chordata; Lepidosauria; Squamata; Cordylidae
Product: olfactory receptor 52P1-like
Exons: 1
Coding region: 1-963 (320 amino acids)
Biological process (GO): G protein-coupled receptor signaling pathway
Cellular component (GO): membrane
Molecular function (GO): olfactory receptor activity; G protein-coupled receptor activity
Source: RefSeq, a predicted model, not a curated record